ACCACAUCCACUUGCCACAACCCCACUUCCUCUCUCUCUCUCUCUCUCCCUAAUCUCUUUGAUUUCUAUUUCUAUUAUUCAUCAGAAAACAUAGAAAAUGUUAUGUUUGUUCUCUGAGCAGAGAACCUGAGAGUAAAAAAACAGGGGAACACUAGUGGCAGAGAUUCCUUUGUUUCCUCUGCUUCUGCUUCUUCUUCUUGGCUUUAUCAGUUUCCAAGUAUCUGAAAGUUUCUGUCUUAUCUUCUUGGUUUUGUGAGAUUCUUCAAUGUACGUUUUCUGAGUCUUCUUCAGGGUGAUUGUUAGACAAAGACCCUCUUCUGUUCUGUAAUAACAGAGCUUUUAUAGUGUCGAUGAGAUCAUUCAGGGUUCGUCUCUUUUCUCUUCGUCCUCUCCGGUGGGAUUUGGGAAUCAAGGGAAUUUAAGGUGUAAUUAGCUGGAGAGCAAUGGCGUUCACAUUGAGCUUUGUCUGGGCCAAUUCUAUUGGAAUCUAAACUGAUAAAAAGCUGAACUUUUUUGGAAUAAUAUGAAAAUAUGGAAAGUGCGUCAUUCUCGUUAUGGUUCCAUGGUGGUUGCUGUUGAUGGAGAAAUAACGAAAGCUUAAAGUAGGGACGAAAAAGACUACACACAGUCAAGUUUCCGAAUCAAAAGAUAGAAAAAAGAGAGUUCAACAUCUCUCCUUUUUAUUACUGUUUACAAGUGCUGUCCUAAACUUCUCUGCUAUUCACAUGGCUGCGAAGCUUCUGCAUACAUUGGCAGAUGAAAACUCGGAUCUGCAGAAGAAAAUCGGAUGUAUGAAUGGGAUUUUCCAAAUCUUUGAUCGUCACCAUGUUCUCACAAGCCGGCGUAAAAGUCUUACUUUAGGUAAUGCAUCACAUGUCAAUAGUAUCAAUUUUGAAGGAGACUCUGCAUUUCAGUUUCAGGACUCAAACACUAUAAGCGGAGAUGCGACGAGCGAGAAACUAAGAAAGGUUUCAACAGAAUCUUCGAGGGUUUCUUUCUCAUCGUCGUGUUCAUCAUCCUCCCCGUUGUCUUCUGAGAUCAACAGAGAAGCUCAACCUGAAAUUUCAGCGUAUGACCGGGUCAUUUUUCCAGAAUCUCCUACGAGUGAUCCAGUGAUGAGCCAAGGACAUGUGGGACUUGACCUUAGAGAUGUUGUUAGAGACUCUAUGUACAGAGAAGCUAGAGGGCUUUCUGAAGUAUGUAAACACAAGAGAAGAGAGGAUUCUCCAAGACCCUAUGGUUUGAAGCAAUCCACGCCAGUCGAUUUCAAUGAAUCCUGCAGAGCUCUAGCCAAGCUUAGAAAGACAUCUCAGCAUUAUUACAAUGAGGUUGACCUGAAAGAUGCAUCCCGUUACUAUGUUGAUUCUCACAACAAGUUGAAAUCCGGUAAGAAGCUGAAAGAGUUCCCUAGGCUUUCAUUGGACAGUAGAGACCACGUUGAUCUAAUAUCAGGUAAUAAGAUUUCUGAAAGUUUCAGUAGAAGCUCUAGCAUGAACAAAGUCUCAGGUAGCCCGAAACGGCCUCCUAGUGUUGUUGCGAAGCUGAUGGGUUUGGAAACUUUACCGGGUUCUCCAUUGAGCAGAGACAGAAUCAACAUGUUUGAUGAUAACAGUGAUCCCUUCUCAAGGUCACUGAGGGAAAAUCGUCUUAACCGUACUAUCCGGUUUUCUCCUAGCUCACCGAGCAGCUUGGGGAAGGACCAGGCUUCUUCUUCUUCUUCUUCUCCAAGAUGGAGAAGCUCUGAGUUUGUUAUGAAACCCUUAUCAAAUCUGAGGUUUCCCAUUGAAACAGCUCCAUGGAAGCAAACUGAUAGAAACCGGUUUUCGCAAAAGCAAGCUUGCAGGCCUGUGAAAGCUCUGUCUCGUUCAAUGGAGGGAAGAGUGAAAGAUCUCGAGUUUAAGCAUUCGGGAAGGGAUCUCACAGCUAUUAAAGAGAUAUUAGAGGCAAUGAAAUCAAAAGGUGUAUUUGAUACUCGAAAGCAGCCACAAUGCUUAAACUUGGAACCUCAAAGAGAUUAUAAAAUGGGAGAAUCAAGACCCCUACAAAACCAGGUGAUGAGAGGGCCAAUAGUGAUCAUGAAACCAGCCAGGCUUGUUGAGAAAUCUGGUAUUCCUUCAUCAUCUCUGAUUCCCAUUCACAGUCUUAAUGCGACCUGCGGAGAAGAAUCUGCAAAUGUUAAAAGAGAUACAACUAGUAGGAAGGCGGCAAAAGAUCCUGGCUCUGUUGGUAACAACUGUAGCAGCGGAAACGUGAGGUCUUCUCAGGUUUCCAAAGAAAGCACUCCAAAGAAUUCAGGAUCUGUAAGUCCAAGAUUGCAUCAUGUGAAGAAGCAUGAGAAGGAGAAGCGUUCUCGCCCACCAACGACUCCAUCUGAUUCAAGCAAAUCAAGAAGACAAACAAACCGACAACCUGAAGAACCUACUACUUCUCCUGGUGGUAGGCGAAAUAGAUCCAGGGCUCAGAGGAUCUUGCCGCAAAAUGAUGAGCAAAGUCGCCAAAAGAGUAAUGGAUCUAGGACUGAAACAGAGGCCACCAUGACUAUCGAACAAGAUAAUGAAAAGAGUCCAUCUGUAAUAGAGGAAGCCAAAGCCGUAGUCUCUAACUUAAUGCAGAAAAAAGCCAGUCCAGAGUUUAGUGAAGAUGGAUCAUCGGAACAUCCAAGUCCAGUGUCUGUUCUCAGUGCAUCAAUCUACAGAGAGAUCAAACCAUCUCCUGUGAAUGUGCAAGCCAGUGGUAAUUGCGAAGAAGACCAGUGGAAUCCAGCUUACAGCUUCUCAGAGACAACAACCAGCUUUUCGCCAGAGAUAAACCGAAAGAAGCUUCAGAAUGUUGAGCAUUUGGUUCAAAAGCUAAAAAGACUCAACUCUAGCCAUGACGAAGCCAGCCAAGAUUACAUUGCAUCACUAUGCGAGAACAAUGAUCCUAACACUGAUCACAGAUACAUUUCCGAGAUUCUGUUAGCCUCGGGUCUUCUCCUGAGAGACCUAGGCUCAGAAUUAACGACGUUUCAGCUGCACCCUUCAGGCCACCCUAUCAAUCCUGAGCUAUUCCUCGUUCUUGAGCAAACUAAAGGAAGCAGCAGCAGCAGCAACGAGAAGCUCAACCGCAAACUUGUGUUCGAUGCUGUUAAUGAAAGGCUCGUGAAAAAGUUAGCUUUUGUUGAGGGAUCUGCAGAUCCAUGGAUGAAGUCAGCUAAAGCGAAGAAGAGGGUCUUAAGUGCGCAACAACUCUUGAAAGAACUAUGUUCAGAGAUAGAAACAGUGCAAAAUCAAGCCAAGAAAAGAUCAGAUGACUUGUUGUUGUUUGAGGAGCAAGAAGAGGACUUCGUAAAAUGUAUGUUGGAUGAAGAUAUGGCGAUUCGAUCUGGGAAAUGGACAGAGUUUGAUGAUGUAAUCCCUAGUUUAGUGCUUCACUUAGAGAGGCUUAUUUUCAAGGAUCUGGUGAGUGAGAUCGUGCAUGGUGAGAUUGGUCGGCUGCAAGCAAAUUCAGGGAGAUGAAGAAUGUUUUUCGCGGAUAAGUAGAUACUGAUCCGUAUGCUCUUUCUUUCAUUCUCUGUAUUCUAAAGCCGUAUAUAUAUUAAUAAUACAAGUCAAAAGUCCUGUGUAUAUGAUUCUCUCUUUCUUUCUGUGUAUGUCCCAACUUCAGCAGAUAACAAAUUCAAUUAAACUGUUACAAUUUAACGGUAACAUCCAAUAUUUACUUGCA
Thlaspi arvense is the source of this 3705-nucleotide messenger RNA. The record is from the annotation of a GenBank genome assembly. Lineage: Eukaryota; Viridiplantae; Streptophyta; Magnoliopsida; Brassicales; Brassicaceae.